Penicillium angulare is the source of this 1419-nucleotide messenger RNA. Its product is annotated as transcription initiation factor TFIID subunit 7 family protein. Gene Ontology annotation, cellular component: transcription factor TFIID complex. Gene Ontology annotation, biological process: RNA polymerase II preinitiation complex assembly; transcription initiation at RNA polymerase II promoter. Gene Ontology annotation, molecular function: RNA polymerase II general transcription initiation factor activity. The transcript has a single exon. NCBI's taxonomy places the organism in Eukaryota, Fungi, Ascomycota, Eurotiomycetes, Eurotiales, Aspergillaceae. The coding region runs from base 1 to 1419 and encodes 472 amino acids. The record is from RefSeq and is a predicted model, not a curated record.
AUGUCGGAUACUCCGCGGCCAACUCUCAAGCUCAAAUUUGGGAAGAAGCCCAGCGAACCCCCGGCCCAACCGACACCUCCCCCAGCUGAACCUUCACAACCUAAACUUACGUUGAAAAUCGGCAAGCCUAAAACGCAGGCGCAGCCAAAAGCUCCAGCAACCGAGGAAAAGCCCAAAAAGAAGAAGACCACGACAAAGAAGCGACCUGCCGAUAAUGCUACACAACCAGAACCUGUCCAGGACCAACAAGGCCCCAAACGCCUGAAGCUAAGCCACAAGAAACCCGGACUACAAUCAAUCAGAAUCAAAAAUCGAGGCGUGGUCGCUCAUCGACCAGUCGGUGUAGGCUAUGACUCUGAAGCCUCUGAUACGGAAGCUGACCCAGCGAUCGAAGAACAAUUUAUCUUGCGCAUGCUACCGGGCGAGGAUUGCGAAUAUCUUCGCCAAGCGAUCAACGAACGAAAACUUGGGAGUGAGUUUGCCUUUAAGCCCUUGAAUCGAGAAGGACGACGUGCGGUUAUGACGAUACGCGAUAAGAUGUAUGCUGCAUCCUUGGUGGACCUACCCUGCAUUAUUGAGGGCAUGAAAAGUUGGGAUCGUCGUGGUUGGUAUAAGUCAGCGGAUAUUUGCCAAAUGUUGUUGAUACUUGGUCAGGUGAAGUCUGAGCAGGAAGCGCUAGAGUAUCCUCUCCCCGCUGAGAUCGAGCAGCCAGAUGAUAAAACACUACACUAUCCACAUGGUGUUGCGCCACCAUUAAAAUGGGUCCGCAAGCGUCGAUUCCGUGAUCGUGUCAGCUCUCGCACUAUUGAGCAAGUUGAGAGGGCCGUGGACGAACUGAUUGCGCAGGAUGAGACUUCGGUUUUCCCACCCCGAUUCGAGUUGGUCGAUAGCGCAUCGCUAAAUCGCGCGGAAGAAUUCGUCGAAGAGGAUGAAUUUGAAUACUAUGAUGAGGAACAGGAUGCAGAAGGAGAGGCCGAUGAUUAUAUGGGUGACUUUGAUGAUGACCUUGCCGCUGAGAUGGAAGCAGCUUUGGCUGGUGAAGAUGAUGCAACUGCUAUGCCUGGAGAUGCCGACCAAGCAGAGACACCCUCGGCCAAUCCACAAACAACACUCGAUGGACCGCCUGAAGCAGACUUCUCGGAUGAAGACGAGUCUGAGGAAGGUGGCGAUGAUGCUGCUGAUGAUGACGACGACGAGGACGACUUGGACGAUGAUCAAAUAGAACAGCAGCAGCAGCAGCAACAGUCGCGUGAAGAAAUCGCUGAAUUAGAGGCGCUCAUUCGUACCGAAACCGCGCAGUGGGAGCGAGUACAGAACUUGAUUCUACGAAACAAGAUGGGCCGACGUAUCCAAGAAUUGAAGAAAGAUCUACAAUUGAAGAAGGUAUCGGCUGGGUUGAGCGACGACGCCGAUAUUUGA